AUGGCUUCAAAUCCAAAAGCAACAUGUGGACGAGUUUUUAUUAAACUAUUAGAUGGUGUUAAUAUUGAAAUUAGAACAUAUGAAAAACUUCGUGAUGUACAGAAAUCAUCAAUUGUCAAUUCAUGUCGGAUGAGAAUUUCAAUGAAAAAGAAUCUUCAAGAUAGUUCAAUGAUAAUAUCUCGUGUUAUGAUAGAAUUUGAUGAUUUAUUAUCUGUGCUUAAUGAUACACAAUUAAAAUCAGCAUUAAAUACUUAUAAAGAAAUAACUGAAUUAAUGAAACGAAGUAGUCUUGAAGAUGCUAUUGUUAAACUUCCUACACCUACUUUGUCAAGUUUAUCUGAAGUUGAUAUUGAAUCUAACGUACAUGAUAUAUCCGAUACAAAUGUCAUUAUUGAUAUAUUAUCAACAUCAGUACCUAUUCUUGUUAGUAAAAUGAAAAUAGAAAAACUGAUUACAAAUAAAAAUCUUGAUUUAUCAGAACAAAAACAAUCGAAAUUUGAAGGAAAUAUUCAAUGUGGAUUAGAAAUAAUUGCAAGAUGUUCACGAGAUUCAUUCAUAUCAUCAUCGGUGAAUAUGAGUGAUAAUAGUAAUAAAACUUCAUCACAAUAG
Molecule: messenger RNA, 609 nt
Organism: Rotaria sp. Silwood1
Lineage: Eukaryota; Metazoa; Rotifera; Eurotatoria; Philodinida; Philodinidae
Source: the annotation of a GenBank genome assembly